GGCUGCCUAACUAAUGAAAAAUUAAUUUUGAAUACUCAACUUUGAUGAGUUUGAUCCCAAGAUCCGCCAGUGAGUAUCCAGGAAGUCAACCACCCAUCGUAGGAAAGAAAUUGAAACAUGCUUUUAUCUCUUUAAUAAUUCAAUGGAAAUGUAUAUGUCCUCUUCAGAAUUGAUUUAACUUACAAAGUCAAAAGUUGCAAAAGUGUACAUACGACUUCAGGGGUCUAUAAAAGUUAGUAGCAGAGUUUUUAAGAAGUCGAUGUGCCAAAUUUUUAAGUUAAGAAAAACAAAAAGGGCUAAAUACCAGUUGCAUCCGUUAUCUAUUAAAUGAGUUUGGAAAGAAAGAAAGGAGUUUCCUUAGAAAUGGAAAUGAGGAUAUUCUGUGGAGCACUAAUAUUGUCAUUCUUUUGCUCUUUGGUUUCCCCAGAUGGUCAAGGUAUGCUCUGGUUUCUAGUGAAUAAUUAAUUGAGAGAUUUCCUGAGUAAAACAUAGCUGCCUUCAGAUGAAAUAUGUUUUUUGUUUUGUUUUACUAUAUAGUGCAAUUUCUGUAACUAUUAACUCCCUCUUUCUCCGAAUGGCAUUGCAUUUAAUUUGCAAAUUGCAAUAUAUCAGUUUUAGGAUAUUUAGGAUAGGAUGUAUCUUCAAAAUUCUUUUGAAUCAUCUUUCUAUUAGGAGAAGCAUUGACUGCAUUGAAGGAAUCAUUGAAGGCAUCAGGUAGUCAGCUUAGCGAUUGGUAUACAACUUCAGUUAAUCCAUGCACAUGGUCAAAAAUUAAAUGUGAUGCUAGUAACAAUGUCAUCAGUGUGUAAGUGACCUCUUCCUUGAGGAUGUUCUUGAAUAUCAUUUAUGUGGGCAAAUUAAACAUGAUGUAGUCACAAAUUUUUCACUGUGGUGGUUUGCAGGUCAUUAGCUGAUAUGGGAUUUUCCGGCACUUUGUCUCCCAAAAUAGGAGCUUUGAAGAAGCUAACCAUAUUAUCGUUGCAAGGAAAUAGGAUAACUGGUAGGAUUCUUGAAGAACUUGGAAAUCUGUCAAGUUUGACAAUGGUUGACCUGACAAACAACCAAUUGUCCGGAGAAAUACCACCUUCGCUUGGAAACCUCAAGAUGCUCCAGUCCUUGUAUUUGAAUCAGAAUAAUCUCACCGGGACAAUCCCUCAAUCUCUUUCAACCCUUCCAAGCUUAACUAACUUGUGAGUCAUCACUCAUGAACCUCAUCUUGUUGGAAAUGCCAUUUCCAUGUAAAUUAUUUGCUGCACUUAUUAUUUUUAUUAUAUAUGACUAGGGUGCUACUUUAUAUACUUGUGAACCUACUAUAGUAGGGGGCUAGGGGCAUGCCAUUCCUAAAUUAACUUUAUGGAGAUGUUCUUAAUUGCAGGCACCUCGAUUCCAAUAGUCUUACUGGUCAAAUUCCUAAAAGUUUAUUUGGAGUGUCAAUACAAUUUUACAGGUAACCAUUUGAACUGUGGCUUCAAUUUUAGCCGGCGGUGUGAAUCUAGAAACGUGUGUACAAGGGACGGCUCUCAUUCAUUUUCAUAUGCUGUGUCUGGCCUUUCCGUGAUGAGUUAGCCUUCUGUUGUGGGCAGUUACCCCAAGUAAAUCAAAGACUGGGGUUGUUGUUGCUAUUGUUGUUGGACUUAUUGUUCUUGCGGGAAGCUUACUACUAUUUUGUAUGAGGGGCCGACUUAAGGGCUACAAGCAGGAUAACUUUGAAGAUGUUGCAGAUAAAUGGCCAGAUGGCCCUUGUUAUAUUCAGGAGAAGUUGACCGACAGAUUGAAUUCAAUCAGUUAAGAAGGUUUUUAUGGACAGAGUUGCAAAUUGCUACAAACAACUUUAGUGAAAAGAAUGUACUUGGACAGGGAGGUUUCAGAAAAGUUUACAAAGGAGUACUCGCAGAUAAUACGAAGAUUGCUGUUAAAAGGUUAACAAACUACAAGAGUCCUAGUGGAGAUGUUGCUUUCUACCGUGAGGUUGAGAUGAUAAGUGUUGCAGUUCAUCGGAAUCUUUUAAGGCUCAUUGGCUUUUGCACCACUAUAACAGAACGCCUUCUAGUUUACCCGUUUAUGUCGAAUUUAAGUCUUGCCUCUCGUUUACGAGAACUUCAACCUGGGGAGGCUGUUCUGGACUGGCCUACUAGAAACCGAGUGGCAUUGGGCAUUGUAACCCAAAAAUUAUUCACCGUGAUGUUAAGGCUGCAAAUGUAUUAUUAGAUGAAUAUUUUGAAGCUGUUGUGGGUGAUUUUGGGUUGGCAAAGGUGGUAGAUGUUGGAAAGACCAAUGAAACCACUAGAGUUUGUGGCACGAUGGGACACAUUGCUCCCGAGUACUUGCAUACGGAAAAUCAUCAGAGAAAACUGACGUUUUUGGCUAUGGAGUCAUGCUUCUUGAGCUUGUUAUAGGUCAACGUGUGGCUGACUUCUCUCGCCAUGAAGAAGAAGAUGAUGUUUUAUUUCUUGAUCAUGGACAGUUGCAAACACUGGCAUGUGGUCUUUACUGGAUGUUGUGGAUCACCCAAAAUUAACGUGGUCUCUAUGAGGUUCCUGCCCAAGCAAGGAGUAGAGACAUUUGGAAUUGAGUAAAGGGUCAGUUUGGUCCUCGAAGUUGUAAAAAAGACGUCAAAUAAGUCCUUAUAUAGAAAGUUCUGUCCGGACGUGCCAUUUGAGGUGGCUCCCGGUAGAAUUUUGUGAUAAAUUCUUUUGAGCAUCUUAUUCAUUAAGUCUAGU
Molecule: messenger RNA, 2720 nt
Organism: Cuscuta epithymum
Lineage: Eukaryota; Viridiplantae; Streptophyta; Magnoliopsida; Solanales; Convolvulaceae
Source: the annotation of a GenBank genome assembly